AUGACUCUGAGAGCCCGCCUCCCCGACUUCACUUUCCCAAUCUCAGGCAAUCAUCCAGCUUCUGCUCCUAUUGUUGUGGGCAAAUGGUAUUGCCCAUGUGUUUUUGUUAGGGAUGAAGGUGUCGAGACCAAGCACCAAAUGAAGAAGUCGAUGUUCUACAAGAUGGUACUUGAGCAAAAGUGGGAGGAGCUUCACACGUGCGAGAAUAAUGUGAACAACAAGGACAAUAAUAAGGCCAGGGUAAAUGUGGCUUUGACCAAGGAGGAGGCUUCGGUCUUCGGCCUGAGAGCAGUGGAGGAUGAUGAUGGGACUAGUGAUGGCUUUGUGUGGUUCAAGGUCAUGACACAUGACGAGGCACGGAGAGGAAUCAGAUUGGGGGUGAGUGAGGCCAUUGCUGAGAAGAUGAAGUGGGUGAUGAGGGAAGGAGGGUGGGCUCAUGAUGAUGGUGGAUCAGGAAGAGAAGUGAGAGUGGAGAGCGUGGAAGAGUUCAAAGGUGACAGGAUGUGGAAGAGAUUCGGUUGCUAUGUCUUGGUGGAGAGCUUUGUUAUGACAAGAUUGGAUGGGAGUUUGGUGCUCAAGUGUGAUUUUAGGCACACGCACAGGAUUCAAUGCAAGUGGGAGUGA
This is a messenger RNA of Eucalyptus grandis, 624 nucleotides long. RefSeq lists its product as uncharacterized. The record is from RefSeq and is a predicted model, not a curated record. Bases 1 to 624 code for a protein of 207 amino acids. Lineage: Eukaryota; Viridiplantae; Streptophyta; Magnoliopsida; Myrtales; Myrtaceae. The transcript has a single exon.